Molecule: messenger RNA, 1026 nt
Organism: Huiozyma naganishii CBS 8797
Lineage: Eukaryota; Fungi; Ascomycota; Saccharomycetes; Saccharomycetales; Saccharomycetaceae
Gene: TSC10
Product: 3-dehydrosphinganine reductase
Exons: 1
Coding region: 1-1026 (341 amino acids)
Biological process (GO): sphingolipid biosynthetic process
Cellular component (GO): endoplasmic reticulum membrane
Molecular function (GO): 3-dehydrosphinganine reductase activity
Source: RefSeq, a predicted model, not a curated record
AUGAGUUGCGACGGGAGGUACACGUUGGAGGGCCAGGUGGUGCUUUUGGCUGGGGCGUCGCAGGGGCUAGGGAGGCAGUUUGCCGCGAAGUACUUCCGUGAGACGCGUGAGACACGUGUGGUGCUUGUGAGCAGGUCUGCCCCGAAGUUGCUAGCUGCCAUCGAGGAGAUCACUGGUGGCGAUGGUGCUGAGAGUGUUGUGUGUUUGAACGGUGAGUUGCCCGCCGUGGUGCCGCCCCAGGCCAGGUUGAUGUACUACGCUUGUGAUUUGGGGGACGCCUCGGCAGUCGAGGAACUGUUCUGCACGCUGAAGAGAGCUCAGUUGGUCCCCACACAGGUGCUGUCGUGCGUUGGUGGGUCUGUGCCCAAACUGUUUCGGGACUUGACUCUUGCGGAGUUGGACCUAGGUGUUAGGAUGAACUACAUGUCCGCAUUGUUCCUUUCACACGCGGCGUUGCGGCUGGGAACUCCAUGUCACUUGAUCCUGUUCUCCAGUGUGACUGCGUUCUUCCCCUUCAUCGGGUACUCGCAGUAUGCGCCCGCGAAAGUCGCGAUCAAGUCUCUCGUUGGGAUUAUCAGACAGGAGUGUCCUCCUGGGUCCCUCAUGCGUAUCUCGUGCGUGUACCCGGGGAACUUCCAGUCAGAGGGGUUCAUCCUCGAGGAACUCACGAAACCGGAGAUUACAAGACAGUUAGAGGGUCCCUCCGCGGCGAUCCCCUGCGAACUGUGCUGCGACAAGAUUGUAUCGUGGUUGUCCCUAGGGUACGACGAUAUCACGACGGACGCGAUCGGGUGGGUGCUCAUGUCCUUGGAUAUGGGGUUAAACAAACACUACAACAACUCGUUUUUGUGGCUUCUACAGUUGCUCUUGGGUGCGGUCACUAACCUCAUCGUUGUUCCAUUGUACAUGGUCUACUGUAAUUGGGAGAUACGCAGGUACUUCAAGGCGAAGCCCUGGGGGGCGAGUACACUCCCACUACUACCAACCGAAGGGGCCGAUGGGGCCAACGGGGACUCCGAAGAGUGA